Messenger RNA from Peniophora sp. CBMAI 1063, 402 nucleotides. Lineage: Eukaryota; Fungi; Basidiomycota; Agaricomycetes; Russulales; Peniophoraceae. The record is from the annotation of a GenBank genome assembly.
AUGUUCAACCUCCUCUCCCUUGUCGUGGCCGUUGUGGCCGUGUCUGGUACGGUCCUUCCCCGGGCCGCUCAGAUUGUGACCAAGGUCGGCGUAACCCAGACGGGUGGCUAUGCGACGUACUACAACCAGUUCGGAGGGUAUGGCGCGUGCGGCCAAAAGAACCCUGACAGCGCGAUCAUCGUCGCUCUCCAGUCUCAACGCUAUGAUGCCUCACUGUGCGGUCACUCGGUCUCGAUCACAAACACCAAGACCAAGAAGACUAUCACGGCUCGCAUCGAGGAUAACUGUCCCGGAUGCGCGAACGACAAUUCUCUCGAUCUAUCCAUCGGUGCUUGGGAGGCCAUCGGGCAAAGCACGAGCGAUGGCUCUGAGGUGCCCAUCACCUGGAAGCUCCUCAACUAA